AUGGAGGAUAAAAUACGAAAGUAUGAUGUAUUUUGUAUAAUGGGUUUAGCUAUAUUAUGUGGUAUAUUUUCUGAAUUUUUAAGUUGGUUAUUUGUAUAUAGAAAUGAGAAAUUUAAAAAAUUAAAUGAAGAAGUAAAGGUUUUAUAUGAAGAAGUACAGAAAGAGAAAGACGAUGGAUUAUUAAGUAAAUUAGAUAAAAAAAAGGAUAAGAAGAAAAAGGCUUCAGCAGAAGAAUUAUAUAUAGAGAAAACUAAAGAAAUGACAACAUUAAAAACAAAAUCAAAUUUUAUUACAGGUUUGAUUUUUAUGUGUGUCAUGCCAGUAUUAUUUAGUUUAUUUGAAGGGUUAACAAUUGCUGUAUUACCAUUUAAACCAAUCUUUCCAUUUACCUUAUUAACACGUACAGGUCUACAAUCAAAAAAUGUAUAUCAUUGCUCAUCAACUUUUAUAUAUACCUUAACACUUAUGUUGACAAGGCAAAAUAUUCAAAAAUAUUUUGGAUAUGCUCCCCCAGCAGGAAUGUUUGGAGAUUAUAAAAUGCCAGAUGAACAAGCUGACGUAUGGAAAUGA
Molecule: messenger RNA, 570 nt
Organism: Plasmodium reichenowi
Lineage: Eukaryota; Apicomplexa; Aconoidasida; Haemosporida; Plasmodiidae
Product: conserved protein, unknown function
Exons: 1
Coding region: 1-570 (189 amino acids)
Biological process (GO): endoplasmic reticulum calcium ion homeostasis
Cellular component (GO): cytoplasm; endoplasmic reticulum membrane
Molecular function (GO): calcium channel activity
Source: RefSeq, a predicted model, not a curated record